This is a messenger RNA of Funneliformis mosseae, 537 nucleotides long. NCBI's taxonomy places the organism in Eukaryota, Fungi, Glomeromycota, Glomeromycetes, Glomerales, Glomeraceae. The record is from the annotation of a GenBank genome assembly.
AUGUUUGAAGAAGAAAUACGAUUUUUACGAAAAAUGAAUAAGCGCCAGCUGGCGCAACAAGUUUUAAAUUUCUUGAUGAUAAUUUCAUCUGCAUUAAUGGUAUGGAAAGCAUUAGCUCUUUAUACAAAUAGUGAAAGUCCUAUCGUAGUAGUUCUAAGUGGAAGUAUGGAACCAGCAUUCUAUCGAGGAGAUUUAUUAUUCUUGGGAAUGCCAGAUGAACCUUUAAGAGUUGGUGAUAUAUGUGUAUUCAAGAUACCAGGAAGAGAUGUCCCAAUUGUACAUCGUGUCAUAAAAUUACAUGAUGAGAAAGAAUCAGAGAAACAAUUUAUUCUAACGAAAGGAGAUAAUAAUCAAGUGGAUGAUCGAGGAUUAUAUAAUAAAGGACAACUUUGGAUUCACAGAGAACAUAUUAUUGGAAAAGUUAGAGGGUUCUUGCCAUACAUUGGAAUUAUUACAAUUCUCAUGAAUGAUUAUCCUCAACUUAAAUAUGUAUUAAUUGGAUUCCUUGGAUUAUAUAUGUUGGUGAAUCGAGAAUAA